AUGCGACCAGGACGUCACAAUUCAUCGGAUGAACGACGAGGGGAAGAUCGAGGAAGUGGUUCAUCAAAUGGACGACAAAACAAUAAUGGAGGCAACGGUACAAUUAAUUCUAGACCAGGACGUCACAAUUCAUCGGAUGAACGACAAGGGGAAGAUCGAGGAAGUGGUUCAUCAAAUGGACGACAAACCAAUAAUGGAGGAAACGGUACAAUUAAUUCUAGACCAGGACGUCACAAUUCAUCGGAUGAUCGAGGAGGAGAAGAUCGAGGCAGUGGUUCAUCAAAUGGACGACAAAACGGUAAUGGGGGCAACGGUACAAUUACUUCUAGACCAGGACGUCACAAUUCAUCCGACAACCGACAUGGGGAAGAUCGAGGCAGUGGUUCAUCAAAUGGACGACAAAACGGUAAUGGGGGAAACGGUACAAUUACUUCUAGACCAGGACGUCACAAUUCAUCGGAUGGACGACAAGUGGAAGAUAGAAGUGAUCGUGUAUUUCCUCCAUCUCGAGGCAGCGGCUCAUCAAAUGGACGACAAAACGGUAAUGGCGGAGACAGUACAAUUACUUCUAGACCAGGACGUCACACUUCAUCGGAUGGACGACGAGAUGAAGAUCGAGGUGAUCGUGUAUCUCCUCCAUCUCGAGGCAGCGGUUCAUCAAAUGGAAGACAAAACGAGGGUUCCUGUCCUGCACCUGAAGAUGGCACCGUUGGAAUUUGCUCUGAAAUGUGCUCUAGUGACAACGAUUGCGAAGGUUCUAUGAAAUGUUGCUCAAAUGGCUGUGGACAUGUUUGUAAGAACCCUUUAUGUCCAGAAGUCUUGUGCAGGAUCUAUUGUGAGCACGGUCACCAACAGGACGAGAAUGGCUGCGAUUUGUGUGUUUGCAAAGAAUGUGACGGAGAAGUGGAUUGCAACGGAGAUUGCGGCGGAACAGCGACUAUAAACCGUUGUCAGCAAUGUGUCGGCGGGCGAACCCGUAAGCGAAACAAUUAUGGGAUGGAUGAGUGUGGACAUUGCAUACGCCACGACGGUUAUGUCAACACGAUGGACUGCAAUGAUGUCUGCGACGGCGAAGCGGAAGAAAACGAAUGUGGGGUGUGUGUCGGCGGAAGUACAGGAAGGGACGAGGAUUCUGGGUUGGACAGCUGCGGACAAUGUAAAACAUCACGCCGCCGCGGUUCGCCUGCAUCUAGGCCAACAAAAGACUGUAACGAUGUCUGCGGUGGGACGGCCAGGACAGAUUUAUGUGGCGAGUGUGUCGGUGGGACAACUGGUGUAGCAGAAAACGUGAAUCAACAUCGUCUCAAUUGCCUUGGUCAAUGUGAAACAGCCGAUGGUCCUCGCUACGUGAGAAACGACUGUGGUCAAUGUGUGCGUGCUCCGACCGACGGGUCCGAUCCUCCCACUGCUAGGGAUUGUAAUGGAAACUGCACCACAGGUCGUAGAAGAGCAAAGUUGGACAAGACAUGCGGUAUCUGCUAUGGAGGAAGAACGGGAAUCGAGAAAGAUAAUAUAAAAAACGAAUGUGGUGUAUGUACGAAUGAGGAGGAUGAAGCAGUUAGGACGGCUUGUUUCGGCUGCGACCGUGUACUAAACAGUGGGCUUGUUGAAGAUGCCUGUGGAAGAUGCGGUGGCGAUGGAUCCGGCUGCCAAACCAUACAGUCGGUCAGACCAAAGCUGAUACUCAACUCGGAAGGACAAAAGUUUACAAUAUUUGGCGCUGGGUUCAAAGACGGUAGCCGAAAUGCUCGAGCUGUUCCACGCAAUCGAAGGGCUGUCACUGGUGUAUCUUGUGUCAUCGCUUCACAAACUACCAACUUUAAUGCGGAGUGGCCGGUGUCGGACGCCGACUUAACCGUGACUACUGUCACCUGUCGGCUGUCGGAAGGGGAUCCGCUUCCAAACGGCGUCUACGAAAUCACAGUCAGAAAAGGAAGUGAAGUGAUAACCGGUAAUGAAGCAAUACGACUCAGAGUUUACCAACCGCCAGAGAUUGUUUCAUUGGUCCCCAGAGAAUUUGAUGCAGUAAAAGGUGGACCGCUAAAUUUCAAAAUCAACGUAACAUUUGCGGAUUCAACUCAACUAACCCAGUAUGAAAACUUGGUACCAAAGCUGAUAGUGAGGGGAGAUGUGUAUAUGGAAGGAAGAGUCAUCUCAGACACGAUUAUGUCCUUCAGGGUUACGCUUAAGAAAUACACCUCCAUGACUUUCAUCGUGCAACCGUCAUUUGACGGACGCGCACCUCUACCUGGCGGCGAUGACGGCGUAGAUGGCUUCACAGUGACUGUUUUUUCCGAGGGCCCAAGACUCGAACGUGCAAAAGUACAGAAUGAUGGAGGUGGUGUUAAAGUUAAGUUCAACCGAAACGUAAACACUGAUGAAUUGCAGACAUGUGACGCAAUAUUUGCGAAUGCCGAGAGGCUUGGAGGUGGGGCUGAGUGUGAAUGGAAAAGCCAAAGGUCGCUGGUUGUAACAUUCGGAGAGAAUUCUGAACUUGGUGCUGGUGAUUCACUGAGGGUUAAUCCGGGUGCGAUUGGCGGUUUUAAGCAGAAACAUUCAAGAACAUCAGAGGACGACGAAAUAUCGAUUGAAGGCCCACAAAACGCACAAGCACCCGUUGCUAUCUGCGAAGUGCCAAGCGAGAUCUCGUCAUGUGGCAAUCUCCAAGUGCGUGGAGAAAAGUCACGUGGGGGUGGUAAACGUGGACUGAAACGUCAAUGGAACAUCACAAAAAAUGGAGAAGUGGAUACAAGUUUACAAAGGCAACUUGAUGGUUUUAACCGUGGCGAUGAUGGCUGGGGUCGUAAAUCCUUUGAACUUGACGGGAGUGUGAUUGAGCCCAAUGUUGAAUAUGAAUUAACUCUAAGUGUGGAAAAUUCCCUGGGCAUUCGCCACAACGUGUCGCGGAGGUUCCGGAAGGCGAGCAUACCUAAGCCAACUGUAACAAUUAGGGUGAAAAAUGGUGAUGCUGAAGCGGCCCGAGUGUCUAAAUCGCUAACCCUUUCUGCUCAAGUUGAAUAUCAAGAAGGGUGUUUCGACGUUGGACAAACCAACUUUGAAUGGAGUUGGAACAAUCAGGACGCCAAUAUCGAUGACAAAAACCGAUUUUCCAGAAAGCUACUGAUCCCUGCGAAGAGUCUUCCUGGUGGAAAGAUCAUCCGAUUCACAGUGAAUGUUUCCAGGGAAGGGGACACAUCAACCUAUGCAACGGAUUUUAUUGACAUUCGUGCGGUCAACACAGACCUGAAGGCCAUCAUUUGGGGGAGUAAAAGCCGUCAGAUUGGCUGCAGAAGUGGUCUGGUAGAACUAGAUGGAAGCAGAUCUCAAGAUCCAGACGAAGAUGCCCACGAAAUGUCAUACGAUUGGACUUGUGAGCAGAUUACAGAUAACCUACCGUGCUACUCAUAUCGAGACGAAGAUGAAGAAGGGGUUAAGUUUGCAUCGCAAAGGGACAAUCGUACAUUGAAGUUCAAUUCAGAUCAGAUGGAACCAGAUAAGGAGUACCUCUUCACACUUCAAGUUCAGAAGGGUGAAAGGUUUGCUAGAACUGAAGCUACCAUAAGCUGCUCUGAAGAGGAGCCAAUAGAGAUUGAAUUGUCAACGAACAAUGAUGAGGGACUGUACAACAGCGACGAUGAAAUUGAUGUUAAGGCCAAAAUCCGAAGUAAUUUAGAGGUUACCAACUUCACAUGGGUGACUGAUAUCUCGCAGAAUGACUUAGCGGAAGAAGAUGAAAUGUGUAGCCCAUAUUUCUUUUUAUGUGAAGGGGCUUUGGCUAAAGGCGCAAAAUAUCUGUUACGCUUCACUGCAACUACCGAAGAUGGACGUACAGGCACUAGCGCUAUCGAGAUUAGGACUCGUGGUGGUAUCAAGCGUUGUGAGGUAAAUGUACAGGGUGAAUACAUUCCACUUGAAAAGGUUAGAUGUGAGAUCACAGGAUGCACAGUGGACGAGGACGACUACCCACUCAGUUUUCAGGUUCUCCGAAAAGAUGCUAUAGCCGACGAUUCUGAAAGAGAUGGCGAACAACGGAAAUUCUCCACUGCUUUAUCAGAACCUACGAAUGAACCUGGUUUUGAAGUAGUCGCUAGUCAACCAAACAAUGAUGAAACCAGAGUUCAUCUCGAAUUUCAGAUAUGUAGUGUGAGUAGUUGUAUUGCAACAGAAAUAACUGUGGAGGUUGUUGAAAGGGAAAACCCAUUAUCCGAAGUCGAAAAAGACGCAUUCUUCGAAGAGAACGUUGAAGAAGAACGUCAAAAAGGUAACCUCGUUGAAGCUCUGUUGGGACUGAAUGCACUGGUAUUAACUACUGACCAGAGUACUCCUGGUUCUCGCCGCAGAAAACGUAACGCCGACCAAGAAGAUAUAGCAGAGUAUGGUAGUCUUCAGAUUGAUCUACUUAACGAACUUCAGUCUGCAGGCAACUUAGGGUCACGUGAUAGACAAGCCGUAUUGGACCAGACCAGACAUUUAGCUUUUGAAUAUAUGAACUCAACUACAAGAAGGAAAGCAGUAGAGUCUAUUAGAAAUCUUCUUGAAGAUGAAGACGAAUCCUUAGAAUUUGAACCAUUGGACAUCGAAAGAGGGCGCAACGUCCUUAGCAGUCUCAGUGACGCUGCAGAAGGCAUCAAUCCACAAGAGGACAGAGAACUUGCUGAUGAAAUCAAGUCAGCUCAACGACUGGUUUUGAGGAAGUUGUCGCGUGGUUUAUCUUUCGAAGAUGAGAUCGAAGAAGAGACAAGUGACGUAAACUUUAAGGCUGUGAGAUCGCAGUUGGGUGACAGAUUGAGUACAUACACUGGUGACGGAGCGGCAUCCGUUAAUUUCGGUGAAACUCUGAAAGAAAGGUUUGCUACAGACUGGGAUUGCGACGAUGACCGAACCUGUUCUGACGUUAUCGUCAAGUUUUCGCAUUAUAAGGACGGUGUUGACUUGUCAUCGUUCAAUGAGGAAGAUGCACAAACGGUUAUUGCCGACAUCAUCGACAUAUCCAUUGCCAAUCCUGAAACAGGUGAUGAUAUUGAAAUAUCCGACCUGCAAACACCGGUGACUAUUGAUAUACCAAUCAAAGAAAUUCCGGAAGGAAAGAGACCCGUAGGCAAGUUCAUGAACAAGGAAACAUCUGCCUGGGAUUCAGAAGGCGUUGAGACAACUGUUUCCGAAGAUAGACGGACGGUUACUAUUGCUUCAACUCACUUGACAGAAUUCACCGUUGUCAUUAAUACUCUGAUAGUCAUUGUGAUCGUCGGUGCCGUGGCCAUCGCUUUUAUACUUGUGUUUGUGUUGACUGUCGUUGUCUGGCCGCGGUUCAAGAAGCGAAAGCAGGUGUCACCAACACCUUCUAAAGAGAACAUCAAAGAAUAA
Molecule: messenger RNA, 5364 nt
Organism: Anneissia japonica
Lineage: Eukaryota; Metazoa; Echinodermata; Crinoidea; Comatulida; Comatulidae
Exons: 28
Coding region: 1-5364 (1787 amino acids)
Cellular component (GO): extracellular region
Molecular function (GO): serine-type endopeptidase inhibitor activity
Source: RefSeq, a predicted model, not a curated record